AUGGCUGCCAGACAUCUGGUGCAGAUGGUUUACGAGCCUGAUUGUGAGAUGCUAGUCAACAUGGCUCUCAACAUGAAGUUUAAGGUGCGCCUAAUAUUUUUUGUCUGUGUGGCAAUGAUACUGUUGAUGACGUUCUUCCUCUAUCUGCGUGAGAGCAGCCCAACCAGAGUUCGCAAAGCAGACAGCGGCACUUUCUUCCUAUCCAAGAUCAAGAGUUUCUUCCCUGUGUCUUCUGAGAAGUGCUCGGGGACACUACUGGUGAAUGUCACGGCAGAUAUGCAAACCGUCAAUAUAUGGGAUAGUAUAGACCUCAUAUCUGCAGGAACUAAGUAUAAAGUGAUGUUUCCAGAGGAGAAUUCCAAGAAAGCAGCCGGUAAGGCUUCACCUUCCCCUCUCACAGUCCUCAUCAUCCCACAUUCUCACAACGACCCGGGAUGGCUUAGAACCCUGGACGACUACUUCAGUACGUCAACAAAAAAGAUUUUCGACCUAAUGUUAGAGAAGCUGGAAGCACACCCCGAUAUGAGAAUGGUGUGGGCAGAGACUGUGUUCUUAGCUUUGUGGUACGAACAGGCUUCAGUAGAAAAUCGGACUUCUCUGAAAAAACUGGUGGACACUGGACAGUUGGACCUAGUGACAGGUGGGUGGGUAAUGCCUGACGAAGCGUCGACUCAUUAUUAUUCUAUUAUUGACCAGUUGAUUGAAGGUCACCAAUGGCUUGCAAGGAAUCUCGGCGCAAGGCCCAGAAUCAACUGGUCAAUAGACCCCUUUGGACACUCAGGAACCGUUCCGCACUUGUGGCGCCUGGCAAACUUUGACGGAAUGGUUAUCCAAAGGAUACACCAAGCCAUAAAGGACUAUCUGGGACACCACAAGAGAUUGGUGUUCCAUUGGCGCCAGAUCUGGGACGACAAAGGGUACCAUGAUAUCCUGUGUCACACGAUGCCCUACUUGUCUUACGAUACCACCGCCACAUGCGGCCCUGACAGCAAUGUCUGUAGAAAGUACCUAUUCCCUUAUAACCAAGAGUUUAUGGCUGGGGACAGGGCAAGAUUAGAAGCAUUCGUUACCCCUCUGUACGAGCAGUUCAGACUUCAUGCCGAAAACUAUCAACACAAUGUAAUAUUCGUUCCCUUGGGGGGAGAUUUCCAAUGGGUAUCACUGGAUGAAUUUGACUCGAAAUACUCUAGCUACACUGAAAUCAUGGCUUAUAUGAAUUCCAGGUCCGACUGGAACAUAAAGGUGCGCUUUGGGACUUUGACUGAAUAUUUCAACUUACUGAAACAAGCCAGUCCACCCGUGCGCUACCCAACUGUAACAGGGGACUUUUUUGUGUAUUCGGAAAUACCGAACCAUUAUUGGAGCGGAUACUUCACCUCUAGGCCUCUGGACAAAUUUCUUGGAAGAGAGAUUCAGGCUUUAUUAAAAGUCGCAGAUAUAUUAUACUGCUUAGCAGCAAUACAUGCUCGCACUGGGAGCCAUGCACAUGUCUUCGAAAACUAUAAGCUGCUGGAGGUAGCCCGGCGUAACCUGGCUUUGUAUCAACAUCAUGACGCCAUAACGGGAACAGCCAAACCUCACGUGGUUAUGGAUUAUGAAAUCAGACUAUCCUCGUCUUUCAACCAAUUGCAAGCUGUUGUGAAGCAUGCCGUGGUCACCUUGCUUAGAAGUCACGCUGGUGGAGGCGAAGAACUUCUAAAUGUCCAGCCUUUCGCUUUUGCCUUUGAUCCCUUCCAUAGUCGAUCACGUCACGAGAUUAAACCUGCGGGAUUAAAAGUAGUGGUGUUCAACCCUUCGGCUUUUAAGAGAGCUGAACUGAUUUCGCUGGUGACUGACAAGGACCAGAUUGAGGUAAAUGAGUCCCGGUUAUCUAACCGCAAAGUUGCCCAUCAGAUUUCCCCAGUCUGGAGCGCACGUGGUAACAUCCUAAGUUCACGGUUUGAGCUGUCGUUCCGUGUAGACUUACCACCAUGGUCCUUGGUAACCUACACACUCAGUGCAAUAAGCACGCCUGACUCGUCUUUUACAAAUCUCUACAUGACGCUACCGACUGGACACCAUCAAGAACAAAAACAAGCUUCUUUCAAAAUCAGUCCUCUUCCACGUUCGACCAACAUUGUUUUAGAAAACGCCUGUCUUCGAGUAUCCAUAUCUUCCUCUACUGGGAUGAUUACAGAGAUCAUGCAGAAAAACACAAACACUGUUACCGGUAUUGCCAUGGAGAUGGUAUCCUAUACUCCAGGGGCCCUGUCUGGUGCCUAUCUCUUCUGGCCCAGGAUAGACACCCCCCGAAUCUUGAGCACCGACGAGGUAAAUGUUGUCCACGUACAAGGUUCCUUGUAUUCAGCUGUCAAGGUUGUUCAUCCGUUAUUUCAAACCGUGCUUAAAGUUUAUAACAGUUCAACAGAAGAGGCGUUGUGUAGAGCUGUAGGUAUUGACAACAUCGCUACGCUGUCGGAGUCCCGAGGAGAUGAGCUGGUGAUGCGCUUCAAGACCGAUGUUCAGAACAAAGACGUUCUUUACACUGACGGUAAUGGGUUGGGCAUGGUCAAGCGUCGUCGAUUUCCCAAACUUCCGAUGCCAGCCGCUUAUUACCCCAUGACAAGCGCGGUGACGAUACAAGACGAGCACAUGCGGUUCACGGUCCAUAGCCGUCAACCACACGGGGCGGCCUCACUGACACCGGGGUCCCUCGAAAUCAUGCUGGACAGGACGUUUAGGUCAGACGACGGUAAAGGGCUGGGUGAGGGAAUUCAGCAAAACCCACCCGCACCAAGCAAGUUUUUCCUCCUCAUCGAACCGAUGGAAAACCGAACUAGUCAAAACUCUGAUUACUUCCACCCAACAUUACAAAGUUUGCGACUCGGCGACGUGCUACAGAGUCCUCUCUAUUAUCUGACAUACGGAGAAUCUCUUGAUCUCCCAGCAACGUUUAACCCACAGUUAUUCGAUCUCCCGUGUGACGCUAAUGUUGUAAGUUUUCGUCCAUUGGAGCCUGAUACGGAACCGAAAGGGUUGCGGACUGCGUUUAUUCUGGAGAAAAGAGGUUAUGAGUGUGGUGCUCACACAGGGACAGUGCAGUGCGAAUCAAGCUGGGGCAAGCUUUCGUUUUCAUCUUUACUGGAGUUAACCUCUCCAUCUAGUCUUACGGAGAUGUCCUUGUCACUGAUAGAUACUAUCAAACCAUUAUCACCUUUUGAUACUCUCGAACUUCAAGCCAUGGAUAUUAAGACGUAUUCUUUAGAAUGGGAUGAUAAAUAA
Molecule: messenger RNA, 3261 nt
Organism: Liolophura sinensis
Lineage: Eukaryota; Metazoa; Mollusca; Polyplacophora; Chitonida; Chitonidae
Product: alpha-mannosidase 2x-like
Exons: 2
Coding region: 1-3261 (1086 amino acids)
Biological process (GO): protein deglycosylation; mannose metabolic process; N-glycan processing
Cellular component (GO): Golgi membrane
Molecular function (GO): alpha-mannosidase activity; carbohydrate binding
Source: RefSeq, a predicted model, not a curated record